Molecule: messenger RNA, 531 nt
Organism: Penicillium digitatum Pd1
Lineage: Eukaryota; Fungi; Ascomycota; Eurotiomycetes; Eurotiales; Aspergillaceae
Source: RefSeq, a predicted model, not a curated record
AUGGGUUGGUUCGACAGCAAAUCCAGUGCCGUGUCAUCCGGAGGAAAUGUGCAGCGACGAUCAUCACCGACGCCUAGCUCGCACAGCAUACACAACAAACGCAGCAAAAACAGCAAAUCCGGCUACUCCACCCACCACACGCGAACAUCGGCGCCGUCUUUCAUCAGCGGGUUAGGCGGCAGCCGGGCAGGAGCCCGAUCAAACCCAUCUGUGUUCUCGUCGUUCUCAUCUUCGUCGCGACGGGCCCGUCCCCGCGAUGGAUUCGUUCAGCGCAUGCUUCGCGACAUUAAGCGUCUGUUCCGUGAUAUUUAUCGCUGGGCCCGUCGCAACCCUGUGAAAGUCUUUAUGCUGGUUAUCUUGCCGCUCCUGACCAGCGGUGUUCUGCCAAAGCUGCUUGCUAUGAUUGGCAUUCGCUUGCCACGUGCUGUUACCAGCGCCCUUGGUGGCGCGGCAAAGUCGAAUGGUCGUGGUGGUAGGGGUGUUUUGGGAAAAAUUGGCAGUCUCGGGAAAAUUGCCAAAAUCUUUGCGUAG